UAAUCUGGACAUAAUGGAUUUAGAGGACAACAAGUGAAGAAUGACCAACCAAUGAUUCAUUCCUGAACCCCAGAACUGGAGGCCCAACACCAAAGGACCAAGCUGGAAUCUCAUGGACUAAAUCAGGAAUAUCUGCUCUAAAGAUGGAAUCUCUGUACUAAACUAGAACUCCAUGGACUAAAUAGGAAUAGUUCUUAAACCAGGAAUAUCAGGACCAAAAGCUGAAAUAUCACGGACUAAUUUAGGCAUUUCUGGACAAAAAUUGGAAUCUCUGGACUGAAUUUGGAAUUGCUGGGCUGAACUAGAAGUCUUUGGGUGAAAUCAGUAAUCUUAGCAACAUGACAGUUUUUUUCUGUGAUAUCUGACUGACUAGCGUAGAUUAUGUGUGUGUUGUAACAGGCUAGUCACUAGAUGGCUAUGCUAGAGAGGUGACAAUAUUAUCAACACAUUGACUCUGGAGGAAGUACUGCCAACAGUGAUGGAUGGAAGUUAUAAUCAUCAAAUCGGACAAAUGGAGGGGAUGCUGUGCCCCAGGAAGAAGCUCCUCACCAGGGAUGCGGAUUUCUCUGCCAUCGCGGUGCCGUCGAUGCGGGGGUCUGGGUACCUGGACUACACCAUAGAGACCCACCCCUCCAGAGCCCUGCAGGCCAUGGAGGACUUCAGAAGGCACGAGAUGCUGUGUGACAUCACCCUACACGUCACCUAUAAGGACACGACCGCCGACUUCAAGGUGCAUAAAGUGGUGCUGGCAUCCUGCAGCCCAUACUUCAAAGCCAUGUUCACAAGCAGCUUUAAGGAGUGCCACGCCUCCGAGGUGACUCUACGUGAUGUCUGCCCCCUGAUGGUAGGGAGGCUCAUUGACUUUGCCUACACCUCACGCAUCACCGUGGGGGAGAAGUGUGUGCUGCACCUCCUACUGGCCGCCAUGAGGUACCAGAUAGAAGACGUGGCUAAGGCUUGCUGUGACUACCUCACUAAAAACUUGGAGCCUGCCAACGUGAUCGGCAUCGCUCGCUUCGCUGAGGAGAUUGGCUGCACCGAGCUGCACCUGAGGAGCCGCGAGUACAUCAACACACACUUCAACGAGGUAACCAAAGAGGAGGAGUUCUUCAGUCUGUCUCACUGUCAGCUGUUGGAGCUCAUCAGCCAGGACAGCCUCAAGGUGCUCUGUGAGUCAGAGGUGUACAAGGCUUGUACAGACUGGGUGCGAUGGGACGUGGAGAGCAGAGCUCCGUAUCUCCACGCCCUCCUCAAUGCUCUCCACGUCUACGCUCUGCCUCCCAAGUUCAUCAAGAUACAGCUCCAGUCCUGCCCCAUCCUCAGCAAGGCCAACUCCUGUAGAGACUUCCUGUCUAAGAUAUUCCAGGAAAUGGCGUUGAGGAAGCCCCUCCCCCCUGCGCCUCACCGUGGAACACAGCUUAUCUACGUAGCCGGAGGGUAUCGGCAGCACUCUCUGUCUUCUAUGGAGGCCUAUGACCCUGGUAGGAACGUCUGGCUGAAGCUAGCUGACAUGGGCUCUCCCUGCAGUGGCCUGGGCUCCUGUGUGCUGUUUGGCCUGCUCUACACGGUGGGAGGUAGGAACCUGUCCCUACAGAACAACACUGAGUCCAGCUCCCUGUGCUGCUACAACCCCAUGACCAAUCAGUGGAGUCAGCACGCUUCCCUGAACACCCCCAGGAACAGGGUGGGGGUGGCCGUGGUGGACGGGAGCAUUUACGCCGUGGGGGGGUCCCAGGGAUCCACACAUCAUAACACUGUGGAGAGGUAUGACCCAGAGGCGAACCGCUGGGUGUUUGUGAGCCCCAUGUCAGUAGCCCGUCUGGGGGCAGGGGUAGCAGGUUGCGCGGGGUCUCUGUACGUGGUGGGGGGGUUCGACGGCCAGAACCGCUGGAACACAGCAGAGAGGUUCCACCCCGAUUCCAACACCUGGCACCAACUGGCCCCCAUGACCACUGUACGCAGUGGACUGGGUGAGGUGUGUGUGGACUCGUAUGCAGUAUGCAGUAGGAGGGUAUGACGGUCAUGCUCAGCUCCAUGGAGAGGUACAGUGUAACCAGAGAUGUGUGGGAGCCAGUGGCCUCCAUGCAGCACUGCCGCAGCGCUCACGGGGUCACCAUCUACCAGGGACGCAUCUUCAUACUGGGUGAGUCUGGAGAAACCUGCCAUCUCUCUGGAGAGUUUGGCCAACUUUAGAACCAGAUACCAUGUUGCUCCUCCUGAGCCUUGGAUUCACUCAUCCUGUUUCCCUUUCUCUCCUCCUCCCUCCCUCCCUCCUGCCUCCUGGUGGUUUUAAUGCCACAGGGUUUCUGUCCAGUGUUGAGAGUUACUGCCCUGACACCAGCCAGUGUUGAGAGUUACCGCCCUGACACCAGCCAGUGUUGAGAGUUACCACCCUGACACCAGCCAGUGUUGCUAGGACGCAGUGGAAUGGCCGCCGCAGUAACAAUGGAGCCCUGCCCUGGCAACCUGCCCGAGGAGGAAGAAGAGGAAGUGACAUAGAGUUAGAGCGAGGAGACAUGACUCAUCAUAACUCUUUUUAUAUCUGACUCAACAUGGCGGCAGAGCAGGACUUGUUGCAAUAGAAUUAGAAUGAGUAGAAAGGACAAAGCUCUUAGAUCACUUUUAUCCAAAGCCACAAAGUUUGCAUUAAUCAGGAAUGUCUGUUCUGAUCAUUCUAAUUCUAUGUGGAGUCAGUAGGAAGUGGACCAGGGGGAGGAAGUGACCUCACAAUGACUUCAAAGUGACCUCACCAUUAUUAGGGUGCUACAGACAUAGAGUUAGGAGUUAGAAUACUAGAAUGGACAUGAACCUUCGUAUGAUGCCAUUAUAAGACACAUUGCCUGAAUCACUAAAUGGGCUGUCACUCCCAAACAGAAG
Salvelinus sp. IW2-2015 is the source of this 2877-nucleotide messenger RNA. Lineage: Eukaryota; Metazoa; Chordata; Actinopteri; Salmoniformes; Salmonidae. The record is from RefSeq and is a predicted model, not a curated record.